AGAAGAACAGGAUGGACGAGAACCCAGCUGUUCAUCAGUGAACGUUCCUUGGACUCGCUCUCAUUGUGGUUGGAUGUUUGACUGCCAGUGUAAUUUCAAUCCAUCAUAAAGUCUAUGAGUUAUGCAUUCCUGCUUUUCCCAGUUGUGCUUUUAAAUGGACAUUUCCGUACAACACGUCCAUCUCAAUAAAACAUAAAGAGUAAGUCAUUCGCUAACCUUAUAUCCCCACAGGAAAUGUUCACAAUGCCAGAGGAACAGCCUCAACCACAUCCAGUGGUCUGCAACAAGUACCGCAGGCCCCUAUUGGUUGUUUUUGCCUUCUCUCUCUUUGCAGCUGCGUUAGGUUUGGGGGUCUAUUCCCACCUGCAAAAGACUGCCGACCCCUGGACGUCACAAUGGAAAUCAGCUGCUCCUCCUUGCCUUUCUCCCGCCUGUCUAAGAGCAUCAGAGCAUUUUUCUGUUGCCAUGGAUCCCUUUUCUCGCCCCUGUGACUACUUCCUGUUUGCCUGUGGGACAGGUGGAUCUUCCACCAGCGAGGAGAGACACAGUGUCAAGGGGGUCUCCAAUGAAGGCAACAGAGAACUGGACAAAAAAAGAGAAGUGAGGACAGGAGGAAUAGUGAGGAUGAGAAGAGAGACAGAUUUCCAAGGAAAAAGUGAUGGACAGCUAGUCAAAUUUCCAGACAGAAAGACUGCUUUACUGAAAACUAUCAAGGAAAUACUAGAGGCUCCUGAGGAGAGUGUUUCUGUGAGUGCAGCAGAACAGAAAGCAAAGAAAUACUUCAACACCUGCAUGGACGCAGAAUCCCAAGAGAAAGUGGGUUCAAAACCCUUCCUCACAUUAAUCCAGCAGUUAGGUGGCUGGGCAGUAUCAAAUGGAUGGAAUCGGACAGAUUUUAACACCACCCUCGCCCUGCUAAUGGGCCAGUACUCCACAUUUCCUUUCUUCAGUGUGUAUGCAGGGUCAGACCAGUUUGAAGAGCAAACGGCUUCCAGUCAACACUACAUACAGAUUGAUGAGCCUCAUUUUCAAUUCCCUAUUGACUGGAAUAGCAAGAAAAAGAAAUCCAAAGCUAGUACUCGGUAUUUGCGUCCAUUCUACAUGUCAUGUGGUCAGUACUUGGCUCUCUUGGGUGUUCCCUCCAAUGAAACCACUCAGCACUGCGGUCUUUACAUAUCUCUAUCCACAACUCUGGCCCUGGCCACGGCCCCUCUCCGCUACCGCCUCAGUCAGAAGUUACUCUACCACAGAAUUACCAUCCAAGAGCUACAGACUCGAGCUCCAGCCAUUGCUUGGCUUGCUUGCCUACAAGCCACAUUUCAGCCUCUUCCUAUCAGCCAAUCAGAUCUUGUUUUAGUUCACAAUCUCCCGUACAUUAUCCACAUGUCCCAGACAAUCAGUAAAUGGCAAGUCCAGCAUGAGACGAUGGGCACCAGUUCACUUCAUACAUACAUGAUCUUUAGUCUUUUGCACACGCUCAUUCCCGCGCUGGACUCAAGGUUCUUCCGAACAAUGAGAAACUUUUCCAUUGCAACUGGAGACACACAGGAGGAGAUCCCACGCUGGUUGCGAUGCGUUCAGCAGACGGAGCGAGGGUUUGACACUCUACUCAGUCAUGCAAUUAGAGAAAGACAUGCACAGAAAGAGGCUGAGGAGUUGAUUUAUGAUGUUUAUUUGUCCCUCAAGAAGAAACUAACAGAUUUGAGCUGGAGGGACGACAGAUCAUCAGCCUUUAUUUUGAAUAAGAUAAAAUCUCUUAAUCCAAGACUCUCCGCUAAAACAAAUAACCUCAAUCAUGCAGAACUCAACCAUCUCUAUGCAGAGGUGGUUUUGAGCGAGGAGGAUUUUUUCUCCAACUACCUGCAGAUGCUGGUGCUGGAGCAGAAGAGCAGGAGCAGACUGCUCUCACACGGCACACAGACUGAAGGUUUGUCUGUCACUCCAUCCAUCUCUGGUAUUGACAUCAUCAUCCCUGUUGGAAUGUUUGUGUCACCCUUCUUCCAUUCCUCAUAUCCCAGGGCACUGAAUUAUGGCACACUGGGAUCUCUGAUGGCUAAAGAUCUACUCCACCUUCUGCUCCCUGAUAUCCACAUGCAGGCCAACAAUCCAGAGUCAGACAGCAUGUGCAUAUGGUCCCAUUAUCUGAGUGUGACCAGGGAUCCAGGACGGGUCGGCACAUUCUCUCUUCCCCCCUCUAAACAGCAGGAGGUUUGGGUGCAGUACUCUGCUCUACAAGUGGCACUGGAUGCUUAUAAAAUGAGUUUCACAAGGCAUCCAGCAGACUCAUCUCUAUCAGGCCUCUCUUACCUUCACCUGUUACUCUCCUCCUUUACAAAGGUAACGUGUGACGCUGACUCCUACCAUGAGUUCAUGCCCUUUGAACCUUCCUUCCUGGUGACAGUCCUGUGUUCAAACUCCGGCUUCUGCCCCAAAACGCUGACCUGUGUGAAUAAAUCUCAGAGUUAUCCUCGUGAGAUGUGUCAGAGUCGAACGCUGCACUGAAUCUGGGAGGAACUCAUGUCUGCUGAGACCUUUUGGAGCUUGUUUGGGACUAUUGAACCAUUGGAGCUGCUCACUGUUUAGUAAAAGAAGGUCAUUCCAGAGAUCAUAAAGCUUUUUAUAUUCACUUGUUAAGUAAUGGGUUUAGAAAAGUCACAUAUACAUACAUUUAAGCAAUAUUAUCACAUUUGAUAAAUCAUGUACAGAAUGAUGAACAGUUAAAGCCUGCUUGGUGGAUGUGUUCUCUCACAGCACUUAGAAAAUUGACCAUGCUUUUACUAUAGUAUUGAAUUUUGGGGGAAAUGUUGAUUCAUACAAAAUAAUAUUUUUGGGAAGGGAGGGAAUCUCAUACAUUUUUUUUUUAACUACAACUAGCAUAGUUUGUUUACAGAGUUACACUGGUUUACAUGUGGUUACUGUAAAUACCACAGUUAAACUGGUUACUAUACAAGAUUUAUGGUAAAUUUGUACCAAGGAAGGAGAGCAUUUCACCAAGUAAAAGUGAUUCCAGUUGUAAUUCAUUAAUGAUGGAUAAUUGUGCUCUUUAUUCUCUCUAUUGUAAAUACAGUUUGAUGUCUAAAGUCUGAAUGUAUCAUGAAUGCCACUCUUAUUUUUGAAAUGUAUUAUAUUUGGAUGAAACAUUAAAAAAAAAGUA
Molecule: messenger RNA, 3154 nt
Organism: Sinocyclocheilus anshuiensis
Lineage: Eukaryota; Metazoa; Chordata; Actinopteri; Cypriniformes; Cyprinidae
Gene: kel
Product: Kell metallo-endopeptidase (Kell blood group)
Exons: 18
Coding region: 235-2502 (755 amino acids)
Biological process (GO): protein processing
Cellular component (GO): plasma membrane
Molecular function (GO): metalloendopeptidase activity
Source: RefSeq, a predicted model, not a curated record